CAGAUGACGUUACUUUCCGGACAACAUUUUUCUUGUAAACAUUGGACCAAGCGUUAAUUGUUUACUGAUUCCUGUUAAAAUCAAAGGACUAACUGGCAUUUACCAUCUUAAUCUCCAUGUUAAAGACCAGCUCAUGUAUGACAUUGCCCAAAAAAUUGCUGGCUUUUCAAUCAGUAAAUACCUCAAUAUUGCGUCAGCUUGUUAGUUUAAAUGGUCAAUGGCCAAUCACUUGUACAUUUAACCAUAACUGUACACUUAAUCAUUUCAAAGAAAUUGAAGAGCGAUGGAAACCAAUUUUAAAUGAGAAAUGGAAAAAUUACAGUAAAACUGUUGAUACGACUUCAGAAAAUCAUCGUUAUGUAUUGUCUAUGUUUCCAUACCCGAGUGGAUCCUUGCAUCUAGGUCAUGUACGUAUUUAUACAACUACUGAUGUAUUGACUCGGUUUUUCCGCCAACGAGGAAAUUCUGUGGUAAAUCCGAUGGGUUGGGACUCGUUCGGAUUACCUGCUGAAAAUGCGGCUCUUGAAAGGUCGAUGAGUCCAGCCAUUUGGACUUAUCAAAAUAUAAAAACGAUGGAAGCUCAACUGAAAAGCCUUGGUCUCAAUUUAAAUUGGAGAGAAGCAACAUCAGAUCUAAGUUUUUAUCGUUGGACCCAAUGGUUAUUUUUACAAUUAUUCAAUGAAGGAUUAAUAUUCAAAUCAAUGAGUUGUGUCAAUUGGGAUCCAGUUGAUAAAACAGUUUUAGCUGACGACCAAGUUGAUGAAGAUGGUAAAUCAUGGCGAUCAGGAGCAAAAGUAGAAAAAAGAUUUCUUCGUCAAUGGAAUAUUAAAAUAAGUGCCUUCCAUGACGAACUGUACCAGUUCAAAGAUGUCAACCUAAAUAACCAAGCAUGGAAAGAAUUAGCAGCUAAUCAAAAAUUUUUUCUUGGUGAACCAGAUACUUAUAUAUUUUACCUUAAUUAUGGAAAAAAUAUUCUUCCAAUUCUAUGUGAUUUUCCUGAGUAUCUUGCUGUUGAUGGUUCAUAUAUAGCGGUAAAUAAGGAUCAUUGGAUACUUGAAUCGAGAAAUCCAGAAUCCAUCAAAGUUAUAAAUCCUUUAUCAAAUCAAGAGAUGGAAGUUAGGGUUUUAAACGAAGAAGAUCAAGAUAAACUUCCUUCCAGUGGUAGAGCGAUUAUUCUUCAUCCAGAUAAACCGAUUUCUGAAAACCUUCGAGAUUCAGUCCUUCGUGACUGUACCAAGCUCGGUUUAGGAGGUUAUAAGACUUCUAAGAAAAGUCAUGAUUGGGUCAUUUCUCGUCAGCGUUAUUGGGGAACACCUAUUCCAAUAAUAGAUUGUCCUUCUUGUGGACCUGUCGCUGUCCCCACAGCUGAUUUACCUGUUGCUUUACCGCAAGUUAAAGACAUAAAUCCACUUUAUGAAUUGGAAGAGAAAGAUGCAAUUAAAGGGCGACUCGGAUUGGUUGCACCUAAAGAAUGGCUUGAUGUAAAUUGUCCUAAAUGCAAUCGUCCAAGUGUUCGAGAAACAGAUACAUGCGAUACUUUUUUUGACUCAUCUUGGUACUAUUUGCGUUAUGCAACUGAACCAAGUGACUCUCAAGCUUUUGACAAAGAAACUAACCGGAAACCAGUCCAUUUGUAUGUGGGUGGCGCUGAGCACAGUCGUGGUCAUCUUCUUUAUGCUCGAUAUAUUUUUCAUUUCUUAAAAAGUAGAGGAUUCAUAGAUUCUUCUUCUAAUGAACCAUUUAGAAAUCUACUUUUUUUAGGUUAUGUUCUAGGUCGUACAAUCAAAUACAAUGAUCGCUUCAUAACAGAGGAUGAGCAGCAGAAAUUGAUUGAUUCAAAGAAAGUGUCACCAGAUGACUUUGUAAUUUCUUGUGAAAAAAUGUCAAAAUCUAAAGGAAAUGGUUUGGAUCCAAUGCAGUUAAUUGAUCGUUAUGGUAUCGAUGCUACCAGAGUCACUUUACUUGGUUUUGGUUUGCCUAGACGUGCUCGAGAAUGGCAUGGACACAAAACUGAAUACGAAGAGAUUUUUGUUAUUUUACGCCGUCUCUUUCUUACUAUUGAUCAAUUCAUUUUUGUUCGUGAAUUACUAAAUGAAACCAAAACAGCUCCAGUUGUCAAGAGAUUUGUUAUCUCUAGAGAAAAAGAUCAAACAAAAAUAGAGUCAAUAUUGACUAAAUAUGAUCAUGAAAGAAAGAAAACUAUAAAGAAAGUGACUUCUGUUAUUGAAAAUGAACAUUAUCCAGCACUAGGAGUUAACAUGUUGAAAAUUUUCCUAAACUUGAUUAGAAAAAGUAUUCUGAAUGUUGAUGUUUGUAAAAAAAUCGAAUUUGAAAGAUGUUUAGGAGAUAUUAUCAUAAUGCUUGGACCUGUGAUACCUCAUCUAGCUGAAGAAUGUUGGUCUGGUUUUUGUUCAGCUGCAGACCAAAAAGCUCAUAAAUCUUAUUACGAUUUUCAGAAAUUAGUCUGUGAGCAAAAAUGGCCAGAACCAUAAAAUUGCAAUAUAUAAUAAUUGUAUUUAUUUUAUACAUUAAAGAUGAAGAAAGUAGAAUAAACUAGA
Tetranychus urticae (two-spotted spider mite) is the source of this 2558-nucleotide messenger RNA. Lineage: Eukaryota; Metazoa; Arthropoda; Arachnida; Trombidiformes; Tetranychidae. The record is from RefSeq and is a predicted model, not a curated record.